This is a messenger RNA of Onychostoma macrolepis, 2176 nucleotides long. RefSeq names its product NXPE family member 3-like. The record is from RefSeq and is a predicted model, not a curated record. The transcript is spliced from 2 exons. NCBI's taxonomy places the organism in Eukaryota, Metazoa, Chordata, Actinopteri, Cypriniformes, Cyprinidae. The coding region runs from base 426 to 968 and encodes 180 amino acids.
GGCUUAUACAAUUUAGUUCUGAGAAAAGCUUAUGCGGCAUUUGUUUGCAGAAGCUACUUGUUUUGAUAUUGUGUCUAAUGCAAUGAUAUUGAGACAUGUACAUAUUUAAGUGUGUCUUAGAGUGCACGAAAAAUUUAAAUUCUGUUAUUACUUUUUCACCCUCAUGUUGUUCCAAACCUUCUUUUGAUCACAAACGAUGAUAUUUAUAAUUUAUAUAUUUUUUCAACAACAUUGACUCCACUGACUUUUAGUAUAUGCACAAAGACUGUCAUAAUGGUUUGAAAUGACAUGAAGUGAGUAAAUAGCUGAUUUUUGGGUGAACUAUUCCUGAUUUGACCAUAUAUUUUUGGGGGCUGCUAUUUAAGAAAUUAAUGAAGAAAUGAGUCUAAUGUAGGUUUUGCUUACCUUAAUUAGGCUUAAAAAGAAUGGACCUCCACACUCCUCGUACAGGUGGACCCCUGAUGACUGUGGAGCUGAAAAAUAAUAUCAUUGUUCACUGGAGGCCACAUGGUGUUCCUUUGCGAUUUAGUAAAAUGCUCAUUACAGACCUGCAUUAUAUCGCCAAUGAUAUUGAUGAAAUAGCUGGUGGUCCUCAUGCAGUUGUUGUCUUCACGAUCUUUGCCCACCUGGUGUUUCACCCAGUAACAUUUUACAUUCAUGAAGUUGCCAAAAUCCGUCAGUCUGUUGUAGCGCUGCUGAGUCGUGCACCACAGACCACCGUCGUCAUCAAGUCUGGAAACACUGCAGGAGUAAAGGAGGUGUUUGCAGGCAGGCCCGAGGCAUGGCAACGAGAUGCAGUGUCUCAUUCCCUCUCAGGGAUCCAUGGUUACACUCAUAACCCAAGACCUCGCUCUGUAUCUGCUGAUGCUACGGGGAACAGAUACCCACUCCACCAUACUGAGGGGAAUGUCUGCCAGAUGAGCAAAGCACUUCCACAAUGGGCACAGCAUAAGACUCAACAGAUUUAACUGGCAAAGUCAAUAAAUUCCCCUACAGGCGUCAUCACCUUCUUUGUCUGAAGGAGAUGCUUGCAGGCAGGCCUGAAGCAUUGCAAAUAAAUGCACUCUCUCAUUGCCUUUUUCAGGGAGCCAUGGUUAUGCUCCUAACCAGAAACAUUGCACUGCUGACACUUUGGGGAAUGUCUGCCACAUCAGCCAAGCACUGUCGCAGGUGCCAUAUAACAAGAAGAGAUGCAACCUUUUGAGGCAAAGUCACAUCUCGUUGGGUUCUUAAAGAUCAGACAAAGAGGAAAGGAGGAGAGAUGUUAUUUCUCCUCAAUGAUUUGAAAUCAAUCAAACUGCUUUAUCUGAAUCACUUCCCUUAUAUCUUGCUUAGCUCUCUGACACGCAUCUUCUGCACCCUACACUUUGGAGGGGCAGGUGAGGCAAUGCUCACCUUCUGGCCCAGGCCCUCAUUAUGGUCACUAUGCCCCAUUUGCAGCUACAUAGCACCAUACAGCUAACUUUGAUGCACUGUGUGGUCUGACACCUUUCGAUAAUGACCAGCAUUGUCUUUGAGCGAUUUGAGCUGCAGAAGCUCUUCUUUGUGACUGGACCAGAUGGAGUAGCCUUUACUCCCCAGUGCAUCAGUGAUCCUUGGAUGCCCAUGAUGUCAGUUCACUGGUUGUCCUUUCUUGAGCUACUUUUGACAGGUACUGAGCCUUGCAUACCACAAACUACACACAAGACGUGUUGGAGAUUCUCUGACUCAGUCGUCCAGUCAUCAGUAUUUGGCCACUAGUCACUCAGAUCUUUUCGCGUGACCAUUUUUCUUACUUCCAAAAAAUGAAAUUCGAGAACUGACUGUUCAGUUGAUGCCCAAUAUAUCCCACCCCUUGACGGGUACAAUUGUACCAAUAUAAUCAAUGUUAUUCACAUCCCUGUCAGUGGUUUUAAUGUUGUGGAUGAUCAGUGGAAUCUCCAGUAGCCACAGUAGCAAUAAACAACAGAGUUUAUGCAGUUUGUCCAAACCAACUUUGCUUAUUCCAGGUCUGACAGUAUCAUUUGUUACUGAUCUUUACAUCUGUAAAUAUGUUUUUUUUUUUUUCUGUCUCAACUGAUCUAUGUCUUUAUACUUUUUCAUAUUUUAGUGUAUGGAAGCUUGGAAGCACUGAAAGCUUCAUUUACUAGAAAAUGUCCUCGUAUGUGCAAGCAAUUCUGAUUUUGAUUUUGUGUUA